Molecule: messenger RNA, 2547 nt
Organism: Glarea lozoyensis ATCC 20868
Lineage: Eukaryota; Fungi; Ascomycota; Leotiomycetes; Helotiales; Helotiaceae
Product: alpha/beta-Hydrolase
Exons: 5
Coding region: 1-2547 (848 amino acids)
Source: RefSeq, a predicted model, not a curated record
AUGUUCAAUACUGCAGUCAUUUCGGUUCUUACCUCGCUCUCUGUUCUAUGGUUUCUGUUUCGCCGGAAUCAUACGAAGCAAGUAGAGCCUCGUGAUCAGCCAUCAAUAGUUCCUUCGUCGAGGCCUUGCGGACUGCCAGAUCUUUAUCCCGUGUUUCCAAGGGAUGGGUUGAAAGGGAACACCAACGUCGACAUUAUUGCCGUACAUGGCAUUGAAACAUGCUCUCCAACUACAUGGACUGCUUACGAACGAGACGAGGAGCCAAGAGGCCGCAAGAUAAAUUGGCUUGUGGAUGAUGACAUGUUACCAAGCGUAGUACCAAAUGCUCGGAUCUGGGUGUUUGACUAUAAUUCACGUUAUUCCCGCGACGCACAAGAAGUCGGUAUCAAAGAUCUUGGGGCGGUCUUCCUUCGUUUUCUAUGGGACAAGAAGCAUGAGCUCGGAACACGGCCGAUCGUCUUUAUUGGAUCAUGCUUCGGAGGCAUUCUCAUUACACAGGCACUUCAAAUGGCUGCGUCUGAAAGUGAAAAGUAUAUACAACUACUACAGUAUACAAAGGGUGUUAUUUUCCUAGGGACGCCUCUACGUGGUACAAGAGUAAAGUCCCCCGCGGAAUGGAGAGUAUUUAUAUCGGCAAUGUGGGACGCAAAUCACGAGCCAUCUACUACUCUUCUUGAAGACCUAGGAGAGAAUUCUAGCAACCUUGAAAGCAUCGUAGAAGCCUUCGGCAAGUCAACUAUCAAGCAUGAAAUCGAGAUACGAUGCUUUUACGAAACUCGAACCACCCAAAUCUUAAAUGCAGUGCUCAGAAGAUCAGUUUCAAAAUGGUCAAAACCCACCAAAAUUAUGCUCGUUGAGAGAAGAUCGGCAUGCCUUGACUGUCACGAGCAGAUCCCACUCGAAGUGCCUCACGCUAUGAUGAACAAAUAUCGUGGGCCCGACGAUGGAAACUUCAAGCUUGUCUCUGGCAGGAUAAAAGAAAUAUUCCAAAAGACUCAGGAUAUCCAACAUCGAACGAAAGAGCAACUCACAUGUCUACAGUCGCUCUCUCGUAACUAUAGGGAAUAUAAAGAUACGAAUCCGAAGCGAGUUGUAGGGACCUGUGAAUGGUUGCUCGGACAUGAAAAGUUCCUCAAGUGGCGUGACGAAAGCGUAGAAAACUUGCUUUGGGUUUCAGCAGACCCUGGAUGUGGAAAAUCCGUCUUGUCUAGAGCACUUGUGGAUGAAAGGCUUCUUACUCCUAAAGAACCUCCUGCCCAGGCGCAAAGUAUAUGUUACUUCUUCUUUAAAGAGGGUGACAAUGAACGAUGCAAUGCAGUAGAUGCCCUCUGCGCCAUCCUACACCAGCUCUUUACGCAAAGACCGGCUCUUCUAAAACAUGUUAUGAACGAUUUCGAGAAUAAUGGGGUUAAAAUAUGUAACAUGUUUGGAACACUGUGGGAUGUUCUGGUGAAAGCAACUACAGACCCAGAUGCUGGCCAGGUUGUAUGCGUUUUAGAUGCUUUGGACGAAUGCGAAGAAUCAACAAGAAAAGCUCUGAUUCAGAAACUAGGCGAAUUAGAUCUGACCCGUCACGAGAUGAGGACGAAGACUAAACUAAAGUUCGUCGUUACAAGUCGACCUUACGAAAAUAUCCGGAGAGCAUUCCACUCAGCAGUUCCGGAUGUGCUAUCGAUCAACUUGAGAGGAGAGGAUGAAUCAGAGAUGAUUAAAAUUAGCAACGAGAUCGAUUUAGUUAUUCUGGACCAAGUACCAAGGAUUGCCCGCGCCCGUGAUAUCCCAAUCGGUAAAGACAUCGAGGAGAUCCUGAUAAAUAGCCUACGAAAUAUGGAUAAUCGAACGUAUCUUUGGCUCCAUCUUAUCCUUGAUGAAGUUCGAAACACCCUUGAAUCUUCCGAGGGGAAGCUAAACAAACUUUUAGCCGAGAUACCGUCAUCUGUUGAUGCCGCAUACGAGCGUAUCUUGAACCGGGUUACUGAAAAGAGGCUGGUCAGGCAGGCAAGGACUCUGUUACACAUUGUUGUUUCAGCAGAGAGACCACUAACCUGGCGAGAAAUGAAUAUUGUUCUAGCAGUGUUGGAGAAACAAGAGGGCAAGAACUGCAACUCGGAGAAAGAGCUAGAGCUGGACUCUCGAGACGCAUUUAAAACGAAAGUGCGAAAUCUCUGCGGCCUGUUUGUUAGUAUUAUAGACUCAAAAGUCUAUUUAAUUCAUCAGACAGCUAGAGAAUUCCUCCUUAGUGAGCACCGCAUUGGUACACAUUUCGACCAUACCAGAACUGGUGAUAGUGUCUGGAAGCAAUCACUGUUACUAGAGGAUUCAAAUCGAUUAAUAUUGAAUGCGUGUAUAUUAUACCUUCUCUUAAAUGUAUUUGAGACAGAUCCUCUAGAGGGGAUGGAUGAAUACCGAUACUGUUCCCAGCAUAGUUUCCUAGACUAUGCGGCGAAACAUUGGGCCUCUCACUUUCGAGAAGCUAACAUCAGAGAGGAGGAAGCACUAUUGGAGUCAAUAUUAAAAUGGGAUCCUAUUUUGGGCAUGAGGCAAUAG